GCCGNUCCCUCCGCGAGGUCUACAAUGCCGACGAUCUAAACUCGCCGUCGGAUCCGGAUCGGGCCAAUAGCAGCAUGGAACCUUCGUCCAAUUCAUCUCCGCGCGGUUUCUCGCCGUUGAAGUCGAGGCGGAAGCUGUCGAUGUCGGAUACGCCGCCGGAGAUUCUGCAUCUGGUGGAUUCCGCUAUCAUGGGAUCGGCCGAGAGCAUCGAGAUGCUGCGGGGUUUUGUGGCCGAAGCCGGAGACGAGGAUUCGAGAGCGGUGGUUGAUGCUCUGAUUAGUACAAUGGGAGGAGCUGAAGGGCUGGAUGAUGUUUUAGUGGACCCUGUUCCGAAAAUUAUGAAGAAUACGACGGCGGCAGUGAUUGCAGUAGACUUGAUUACUUGGCUGCCUGGAGAAGGGGACUCAGGGACUCACAUGUCGCCGAGGACUAGAAUGGUUAAGGGUUUGCUCACGAUAUUGCGGUCGUGUGCACGUAAUAGGGCAAUGUGCACGGCUUCGGGGUUGCUGAGAAUGCUCCUUGACACUGCAGAGAAGAUGUUUGCGGAAUGUUCUGGUGUGCAAUUAGGUAGGCACUGGGAUUUUACCCCUUUGUGUCAGUGUAUUCAGGUUUUAGCUGGGCAUUCUUUGAGUGUGAUCGAUUUGCAUCAUUGGCUUGGUGUGAUUAAUAGGAGUUUGAUGACUGAUUGGGCGUUACCGCUGGUAGUGACAUUGGAGAAGGCAGUAGGUAGUAAAGAGGCUCGUGGGCCUGCAAAUACCUUUGAAUUUGAUGGAGAGAGGUCGGGUCUAGUUUUCCCUGGGGAGACUCGGUGGCCAUUUCCUAGUGGGUAUGCCUUUGCUACAUGGAUCUAUAUGGAGUCAUUUCAAGAUGCUAUUACUAUGGCCGAGGAUGGAGUUAAAAUGCCUAGACUUUUUAGUUACCUUUUCAGUUUCUUAUCAUCGGAUAAUUAUGGGGUUGAGGCCUACUUCCAUGGCCAGUUCUUGGUGGUGGAGACUGGCGUUGGAAAGGGGAAGAAGGCUUCUAUACACUUCUCUUAUUUGUUUCAGCCGCGAUGCUGGUAUUUUGUAGGGAUAGAACAUGUUUGUAAGCAGGUUUUGUUAGGGAAGGAAGAAAGUGAGUUGAAGUUGUAUGUGGAUGGGAAUUUGCACGAGACUCGGCCAUUUGAAUUUCCAAAGAUAUCGAAGCCAUUGGCAUGCCACUGUAUAGGGACUAACCCACCACCCAAAAUGGCUGGUUUACAGCGCCGGAGGAAGCAAUGUCCUCUGUUUGCUGAGACGGGUCCUGUUUAUAUUUUCAAGGAACCAAUCGGGCAGGAGAGAAUGACACGGUUAGCUUCUAGGGGAGGAGAUACUCUUCCUUCUUUUGUAAAUGGUGCAGGUGUACCAUGGUUGGCAGUGAAUGAACAUGUAAGGACUUUGGCAGAGGAGAGCGCGAAGUUGGAUGCUGAGAUUGGCGGGAGCUUGCACCUACUAUAUCACCCUAAUUUGCUCAGCGGCAGGUCUUGUCCAGAUGCAUCACCUUCUGGUGUAGCAGGGUUACAUCGACCGUCUUCUGAGGUCAUUGGGCAGGUUCAUGUUGCAUUCCGAUUCCGUCCCGCAGAAUCUUUAUGGGCAUUGGCUUAUGGAGGUCCUAUGGUUUUACUUCCAUUGACUGUAAGCAAAGUGCAGAUGGAUAGCCUGGAACCUGUGCUUGGUGAUCUUCAUUUAUCUCUGGCAACUGCUUCACUUUCUGCUCCUAUUUUCAGAAUUAUCUCCAUGGUUAUUCAACACCCUGGAAACGUUGAGGAGCUAUGUCGUACUCAAGCACCUGAGUUGUUGUCAAGGAUUCUGCAUUAUCUUCUUCCAACAAUAUCAAAGUUGCAACUUAAUAAACAAAGUGGUUUAGGUGACGAGGAACUUGUUGCUGCAAUCAUUUCUCUAUGCCAAUCUCAAAAAAAUAAUCAUAUGCUCAAAGUGCAAUUCUUUAGCACAUUGUUGUUGGAUUUGAAGAUCUGGAGCAUGUGCAAUUAUGGUUUACAGAAGAAACUUCUGUCUUCACUGGCAGACAUGGUGUUUACUGAGUCUUCAGCCAUGCGUGAUGCAAAUGCCUUGCAAAUUCUUCUUGAUGGAUGCAGACGAUGCUAUUGGGUUGUUUGUGAAACAGAUUCUGUUGAUACAUUUUCACUUCAUGGAGCAGAAAGGCCUGUGGGUGAAGUGAAUGCCCUGGUAGAUGAGCUGUUGGUGGUUAUUGAGCUUUUAGUAGGAGAAGCAUCCUCUUCAUCAGUGAAUGAUGAUGUUCGUUGUUUGAUUAGCUUUCUAGUUGACUGUCCUCAACCUAAUCAGGUGGCGAGAUUGUUGCACCUAAUUUAUAGGUUGGUAGUUCAGCCUAAUACAUCCCGAGCUCACACAUUUGCUCAGUCAUUCUUAUCCUGUGGGGGUAUAGAAUCACUUCUUUUUCUUUUACAGCAAGAAGCAAAAACUGGUAACCAUAAUAUUCUGGAUGGUUCUUCCCUGGGUGGUGUUAAUAAUGUGCCAAAGAGAAAAUCUGAGUUGGAAGCUACACUUGGGGCAAAAGUCCAGAGCAACAAGUUCGAAUCAUUUGUGGAAAAAGAAUCUAUUUCUGAUGAAAUGAGUUCACAUCCUAAAUCCUUGCAUAAUGAUGAUAGUUCUUUGACAAUUUCCUUGUGUACAGAUAUUGAAAGAAUGACAUCAUCUUCUGAGACUCAACUACUAAAAACUUUGGGUGGCAUAAGUUUCUCUAUAAGUGCUGAUAGUGCUAGGAACAAUGUAUUUAAUAUUGACAACGGUGAUGGAGUCGUCAUUGGGAUAAUCAACCUUUUGGGUGUGCUAGUCAUAUCAGGUCAUCUAACUUUUGCCACGAAUUCUUCAUCUCACCGUCCCCCAAGUAACAUUUGGAGCAGCGUGUUGUUGCAUGAAGAAGGAAGUUCGAUGUUUGAUGACAAAGUUUCUUUGCUACUUUUUUCAUUGCAAAAGGCUUUCCAAGCGGCUCCUCAGAGGCUAUUGACUACUAAUGUCUAUAUGGCUUUGUUGGGUGCAGCGAUAAAUGUUUCUUCAACUGAUGAUGGGUUGAAUUUAUAUGAUUCCGGUCAUCGCUUUGAACAUGUCCAGCUUUUACUGGUCCUGCUUCAUUCACUUCCUUAUGCUUCCACCUCAUUCCAAGCUCGAGCUAUCCAGGAUCUUCUGUUUUUGGCUUGCAGUCAUCCAGAAAACAGAACUAGUCUCACUUGCAUGGCAGAAUGGCCAGAGUGGAUUCUGGAGGUUCUUAUGUCCAAUUAUGAGAUGGGUUCCAGCAAAGAUUUAAAUGGCAUUAGCAUUGGUGAGAUAGAAGAUCUAAUACACAACUUCCUCAUAAUUGUACUCGAGCAUUCAAUGAGACAGAAAGAUGGUUGGAAGGAUGUCGAAGCGACUAUUCAUUGUGCUGAGUGGCUGUCAAUGAUUGGGGGACUGAGUACAGGGGACCAGAGAGUCAGACGUGAAGAAGCACUGCCUAUUUUCAAAAGAAGACUCUUAGGUGGAUUGCUAGAUUUCGCUGCCAGAGAACUUCAGGUUCAGCAGACUGAAGUUAUUGCAGCAGCUGCUGCAGGCGUUGCCGCCGAAGGUUUAUCACCACAAGCUUCGAAAACAGAAGCAGAAAAUGCUGCACAACUUUCUGUGGCUUUGGCUGAGAAUGCAGUUGUCGUACUAAUGCUUGUUGAAGACCAUUUGAGGUUACAGGCACAGCUAUCUCACUCUUCUAAGUCAGCUAGUGGUCUUGAGUCUCCUGCUACUGCAACUUCAACAAAUAUCAGUCGUUCAAAUUCUUUGAGUAGAACUGGCAGUGGUUCAUUUGAUACUUUCGGUUCCAAGAGAUCAUCAAUAUCCAGUGAUACUGGAGGGCUUUCUGUGGAUGUUCUUGCUUCCAUCGCUGAUUCAAAUGGCCAGGUUUCUGCAGCAGUUAUGGAGCGUCUCACAGCUGCUGCUGCAGCAGAGCCUUAUGAAUCUGUUCGUUGUGCCUUUGUAGCUUAUGGUAGUUGCACCUUAGAUCUAGCAGAGGGUUGGAAGUACAGGAGCAAGCUUUGGUAUGGGGUUGGCCUUCCCCCAAAAGCAACUUUUGGUGGUGGGGGAAGUGGUUGGGAACUAUGGAAGUCUGUUCUGGAGAAGGACUCAAAUGGAAACUGGAUUGAACUCCCGUUGGUGAAGAAAUCAGUAACAAUGCUCCAGGCACUGUUGUUAGAUGAAUGUGCAAUUGGUGGCGGACUUAAUGUUGGAUGUGGUUCUGGCACUGGAAUAGGAGGAAUGAGGGCACUGCAUCAUUUGCUGGACAGCGACCAGCCAUUCUUGUGCAUGCUUCGCGUGAUACUUGCUUCAAUGAGGGAGGAUGACAAUGGGGAAGAUGAUAUCUUUAUGAGAAACAUUAGCAUCAAAGAUGGAAUUUCAGAAGGUUUGAGUUAUCAAGCUAGCAACUUGACACAAUCAGAGAACAGUAACCGUUUGUUGAUAAGGAAGCCACGUUCUGCACUUCUUUGGAGUGUGCUUGGACCGCUUCUUAACAUGCCGGUAUCUGAAUCCAAAAGGCAGAGGGUAUUGGUUGCAUCGUGCAUUCUGUAUUCUGAGGUAUGGCAUGCCAUUGGCAGGGAAGGAACACCUCUUAGAAAAAAGUAUGUUGAAACUAUUUUACCGCCAUUUGUUGCCAUCCUAAGGCGAUGGAAACCUCUUUUGGCUGGUAUUCAUGAGCUUACAUCCUCAGAUUAUGAGAAUCCUCUCACUGCCGAUGAUCCUGCUUUGGCAUCAGAUUCGUUACCACUUGAGGCUGCUCUUUCAAUGGUAUCCCCUGGCUGGGCUUCUGCCUUUGCAUCACCUCCUGCUGCAAUGGCAUUAGCAAUGAUUGCUGCAGGUACCGCUGGUGGAGAAACUUUGCCUCCUCCCAGGACUUCACAACUUAGGCGUGACACUUCAUUGCUUGAACGAAAAACAACUCGAUUACAGUUACACACAUUUUCUAGCUUCCAGAAGCCUCUUGAGACACCUAAUAAAACAACACCUAUGCCAAAGGACAAAGCAGCUGCGAAAGCCGCUGCUCUUGCUGCUGCAAGGGAUCUUGAGCGCAAUGCCAAGAUUGGCACCGGAAGAGGACUUAGCGCAGUAGCAAUGGCAACAUCGGCACAAAGGAGGAGUGUAAUGGAUGCAGAUCGUGCAAAGAGAUGGAGUACUUCUGAAGCUAUGGCUUCUGCCUGGACAGAAUGCCUCCAGCCGUUUGAUUCUAAAUCUGUUUCAGGAAGAGACUUGUCUGCAUUAUCUUAUAAAUAUGUUGCUGUCUUGGUCACCAGUUUUGCAUUGGCGAGAAACAUGCAGAGGAUGGAGGUGGAUAGGCGUGCACAACUUGAAGCUUUGAACAGAUACCGUGUAUCCACUGGAACUCGUGCAUGGCGAAAACUUCUUCAUUACUUAAUAGAGAUGAGUGGACUUUUUGGACCCUUAGGAGAAUGCCUAUGCAAUCCCGAGCUUGUUUUCUGGAAGUUAGAUUUUACAGUGAGUUCUUCAAGGAUGAGAAGGUAUUUAAAAAGGAAUUACUUGGGCUAUGAUCAUCUAAAGGCAGCUGACAAUCAUGAAGGGAGAUUACACCUUAAAUCUAGCAAAGAAUCAUUAUUCCAUACAAAUGACCCACAAACUUACCUGAAAACAAGUCUUCCUUCUACUUUGAUUCCGAUUAUAGAAGCUAUCUCUAUAAAUGGCAACAUUGAUGAAGAUGAUGAUGACGAUUUUAAGCAGUUGUCAACGAAUAACGUUGAGCCCAAUAUGAUGGAGAGAAAGAGGCUUUCUUCUACUGCUGAGCCAAUGGAUUCUCGAAACUCUGUCGCUUCCUCUGAUCAGAAUCUGGUCCAUUCUACAUUGAGGUUUGCGCCUGGAUUUGUUCCCAAUGAAGCUGAUGAGAGGAUUGUUCUUGAACUUCCCUCAUUGAUGGUGCGUCCAUUGAGGGUGGUACGAGGAAACUUUCAAAUAACAACAAAGCGAAUAAGUUUCAUAGUUGAUGAACCCAGUAAUGAUAGUUCAAUUGCUGCUGCUCAUAUAAAUGAGCAGGACAAGAGCAGAAGCUGGCUGAUUUCUUCCCUUCAUCAAGUAUAUAGUAGAAGAUAUCUAUUGAGAAGGAGUGCUUUAGAAUUGUUCAUGGAUGACAGGUCGAGCUACUUUUUUGAUUUUGGGAGUACUGAAGGGCGCAAGAAAGCAUAUCAUGCCAUUACUCAUGCAAGGCCACCUCAUUUGGACAGUAUCUACAUGGAAACACAGAGGCCUGAGAAACUCCUUAAAAGAAUUCAACUUAUGGAGCGCUGGGCCAGGUGGGAGAUUAGCAAUUUUGAAUAUCUAAUGGAGCUCAACAUUCUUGCUGGACGCAGUUACAAUGACAUCACACAGUAUCCUGUUUUCCCAUGGAUCUUAGCCGAUUAUUGUUCUAAGACAUUGGAUCUUAAGGAUUCUUCCUCAUACAGGGAUCUUUCAAAGCCGGUUGGUGCACUAAAUCCUGACAGGCUAAAGAAGUUUCUGGAGAGGUACUCCAGUUUUGAAGAUACGACUAUCCCCAAGUUUCAUUAUGAUUCACAUUAUUCUAGCGCUGCAACGGCCCUUUAUUACCUUGGUAGGUUGGACCCAUUUACUACUCUUUCUAUUGAACUACAAGGUGGCAAGUUUAACCAUGCCGAUCAUACGUUAUCGGAUAUCGGCAGUACCUGGAGAAGUGUUCUUGAAAACGUAAAUGAUGUGAAAGAACUGGUUCCGGAGAUGUUUUAUCUUCCUGAAAUUCUAACUACUGAAAAGUCAACUAAUCUUGGUGCAGCUCAACUUGGAGCAGAGCUGGAUUCUAUCAAACUUCCUCCUUGGGCUGACAACUCUGUGGAUUUUAUUCAUAAGCAUCGUAUGGCUCUUGAGAGCGAGCAUGUAUCAGGCCAUUUGCAUGAGUGGAUCGACCUCAUUUUUGGUUACAAACAGCGUGGUAAGGAAGCCAUCUUGUCCAAUAAUGUUUUCCUUAACAUAACAUACGAAGGGAUGGUUGACAUUGAUAAGAUAUCUGAUCCAGUACAAAAACAUGCCAUACAAGAUCAGAUCCCUUUCCUUGGACAGACACCCACCCAGCUACUGACAGCACCACACUUGAAAAGAAUACCUUUGGCAGAUGCCUUGCACCUGCAGACUAUAUUUUACAAUCCCAGCAAAGUUAAACCUUACGCUGUUCCAAGUCCAGAGCACUGUAAUGUGCCUGCUGCUGCUAUUUCUGCAUCAGAAGACUCCAUCAUAGUUGUAGAUUUAAAUGCACCUGCUGCAAACAUUGCAAUGCACAAAUGGCUGCCAAAUACUCCUGAUGGACAGGGAACACCUUUCAUGUUUCAUCAUGGGAGAUCAGCUGCAGGUUCCACCAGCGGAGCCUUUCUACGCAUGUUUAAAGGAUCAGGUUCUGCUUCAGAAGAGUGGCAAUUCCCCCGGGCUUUAGCAUUUGCUGCAUCUAGUAUUCGAAGUUCAGCUGUUGUCGCUGUUAUUUGUAACAAAGAAAUCAUCACUGGUGGGCAUGCUGACAACUCUGUAAAGUUGAUCUCAUCAGAUGGAGCAAAAACCAUUGAAACCGCAGCAGGACAUUGUGCACCUGUCACCUGUCUUGCUAUCUCCCCAGACAGUAGCUAUCUAGUUACAGGGUCUCGUGACACAACAGUAAUACUUUGGAGAAUACGAAGUUCUCCUUCACAUUCAAAUACCGCUUCAGAAACUCCAACCAGUGCACAUACAACACCCAGAAGUCCUCUUACAGCUCGAAAUAGCACAAACAUUACUUCAGAAGCUAAUAGUCGGAGUCGAAGGAUUCAAGGCCCUAUGUAUGUACUUAGAGGCCAUCAUAAGGAGGUGGUCUGUUGCUGUGUUAGUUCUGAUCUAGGGCUUAUUGCUUCAUGCUCAAAUACUACUGGUGUUCUAUUACAUUCUUUGAAUAGAGGACGGCUAAUAAGGAGGAUAAAUGUUGAGAAUGUCCAUGCAAUAUGCCUUUCACCUCAGGGAAUUGUCUUGGUUUGGAAUGAGUUGGAGAGUAAAUUUAGCACCUUCACUGUAAAUGGGAUACCCAUUCAGACCCAAACUUUAUUGCCCUUCUCAGGAACUAUCAACUGCAUUCAAAUUUCCAAUGAUGGAGAGAAUGCUUUGCUAGGUACCUGCUCUUCUAGAGAUGAUAAUUCCAGAGAAUAUGGUCAAUCAGAAGUAAGAAGUCCUGGUUCUCAAGAACUUGGUUCAUCACUCUCAAAUGAAGGCAGUGAAACACAAAUACCGGUUCCCUCUAUUCUCUUCCUCAAUCUGCACACUCUGAAGGUAUUCCAUUCUUUGGCUCUCAGACGUGGUCAAGAUGUCACCGCUCUAUCCCUAACCAAGGAUAAUAUGAGCAUUAUAGUCUCCACAGCGGAUAAACAGCUGAUUGUGUUCACUGAUCCUGACCUGUGCAGAAAGGUAGGAGAACAAAUUACCGAGAAGAGAGGAGGUGGGACUCCAAGCAAGAAAUAGUGUUAGAUAGGGGUAGAAUUAUUUGGGUAGAAGAUUUUUUGAUAGGGUUAUAUGAAGAAGGCUACAUUUGUUUUGUACACCAGCUGGGAAAUUGCCCCAUUUGUAAAUCAUAUUCCCCUAGAGCAUUGAAAAGGUAGACAAGUGAGAGGAGAGAUAAAGGUAUGUUUUACAUUCAUUUUUUAAUAUAGAAUAAAAAAGAGGAAGAAAAAAGAAGAGCAAAUUUUGGGAGGCAGCCUUCUUUCUCCAAAAGGAUUACAUUUUCCUUUUCUUGUUUUGAAUAUAUACAAUUUUAACUCCGGCCCUCUUUUUAUUGUCUUUCUUACGAGUUAAGCAUUUUGUCUCUUCAGGGACAGUGAGUAGAAAAAUUUAAAGUGUCAUUGAGGGAUGUUAUAGCUGAUUGUCUUCACAUACGUACUCUUGUUUGGUGGUUUCAGGAAUAUGUUGUAUUUUGA
This is a messenger RNA of Asparagus officinalis (garden asparagus), 8956 nucleotides long. RefSeq names its product BEACH domain-containing protein C2-like. The record is from RefSeq and is a predicted model, not a curated record. Gene Ontology annotation, molecular function: protein binding. NCBI's taxonomy places the organism in Eukaryota, Viridiplantae, Streptophyta, Magnoliopsida, Asparagales, Asparagaceae. The transcript is spliced from 31 exons. Bases 75 to 8504 code for a protein of 2809 amino acids.